AUGGCACUUCCUUAUCGCCGUUCAUCUCAAAUGGGCUCGCGACAGGCCUCCCUGGACCCGCGAAAUGAAGUAACAGUGCACCUCGAUCAUUUCAUUGGUAUCGACGUGGGAACGGGCAGUGCUCGCGCCUGUAUCAUCGAUGCCAAAGGUGAUAUUGUAGGCUUAGCCACAGAAAACAUUGGACUCUGGCAGCCAGAGCAUGGCUACUAUGAACAAUCUACUGCGGACAUUUGGCGUUGUAUAUGCACAGCCGUGCAGCGGGCCAUUAGCCAGCACAAUAUCAGCCCGGAGACUGUCCGCGGUAUCGGUUUCGAUGCAACCUGCUCUCUUUCCGUGUUUAACAAUGAAUCCGGUGAACCCAUCUCUGUGACGGGGCCUGACUUCGACUCGGACCGUAAUGUGAUAUUGUGGUUGGAUCACCGUCCGGUGGAGGAAGCAGCGAAGAUCAAUGCCACAAACCACAAUCUACUUCGUUAUGUGGGUGGCAAAAUGUCCAUUGAGAUGGAAAUCCCAAAAGUCCUUUGGUUGAAGAAUAACAUGCCCAAGGAGCUGUUUGACAAAUGUAAAUUCUUCGAUCUGGCAGACGCACUCACUCAUAUAGCGACUGGCAACGAGAAACGGAGCUUCUGCAGUGUGGUCUGUAAACAAGGAUAUGUACCCGUUGGGGUUGAUGGGAGUGUCAAGGGUUGGCAGGAAGAUUUCUUGAAUGAUAUUGGUCUGGGAGAUCUGACUACAGACAACUUCAAACGCAUGGGCGGCGUUGACGGGGUGAAUGGUGACUAUUUGAGUGCUGGUGAGCUUGUUGGCCAUCUAUGCGAAAAAGCGGCUGCAGAACUAGGCCUGCCCGCCGGAAUCGCCAUCGGCAGCGGUGUAAUCGAUGCUUAUGCUGGCUGGAUUGGUACCGUUGGUGCCAAAGUCAACCUGGGCCCUGACCAGCUAAAUGACGAGGUGGCCAAGAAUGAUCUAUCACAGGCUUUCUCUCGUCUUGCAGCAGUGGCCGGAACCUCAACUUGUCAUCUGGCAAUGUCACCGGAUCCCGUCUUCGUGGAUGGUGUCUGGGGCCCUUAUCGAGAUACGAUCCUUCCAGGAUAUUGGAUGGCUGAGGGUGGACAGUCUGCCACGGGAGAGUUGCUGAAGUAUGUCAUUGAGACACACCCAGCAUUCAACCAGGCCACCUCAAUCGCCGAAUCUUACCAUACCAAUAUUUAUGAGUACUUGAACGAGCAUCUCAAAGAGAUGGUGCAAGAUCAAAAGGCUCCGAGUGUAUCUUGGCUUGGUCGUCAUUUCUUCUUCUAUGGCGAUCUUUGGGGCAAUCGGUCUCCCAUAGCUGAUCCUGACAUGACUGGGUCCAUCUUUGGGUUGACAAGUGACAAGACCGUUGAUGGCCUUGCGAUCUACUACUAUGCCACCUUGGAGUUCAUUGCCCUGCAAACUAAGCAGAUCGUCAACACAAUGAAUAAAGCUGGUCACAGUAUUACCUCAAUCUUCAUGUCGGGCUCGCAAUGCCAGAACGAUAUCUUAGUCAACCUCAUUGCAUCGGCUUGCAACAUGCCGGUGGUGAUUCCUCGCUACAUACAUGCAGCUGUGUGUCACGGUGCUGCCAUGCUGGGCGCGAAGGCUGCCAGUUCUGACCAAGACGGAAAGACCGAGAGCCUGUGGGUUAUUAUGGAUCGAAUGAGCAAGCCUGGCAAAAAGGUCAUGCCUACAGAAAGCGCCAAGGAGAAGGCUCUUCUAGAGGCCAAAUACAAGGUAUUCUUGGAGCAGUGUUUCAAGCAGCAAAAGUACCGCCAAAUGGUUGAUGAAGCUGUUGGUGAUUGGGAAUCAACCUAA
Molecule: messenger RNA, 1830 nt
Organism: Penicillium verhagenii
Lineage: Eukaryota; Fungi; Ascomycota; Eurotiomycetes; Eurotiales; Aspergillaceae
Product: FGGY-family carbohydrate kinase
Exons: 3
Coding region: 1-1830 (609 amino acids)
Biological process (GO): carbohydrate metabolic process
Molecular function (GO): kinase activity; phosphotransferase activity, alcohol group as acceptor
Source: RefSeq, a predicted model, not a curated record